Messenger RNA from Bactrocera latifrons, 794 nucleotides. RefSeq lists its product as uncharacterized. The coding region runs from base 214 to 618 and encodes 134 amino acids. The transcript is spliced from 3 exons. The record is from RefSeq and is a predicted model, not a curated record. Lineage: Eukaryota; Metazoa; Arthropoda; Insecta; Diptera; Tephritidae.
UUCGGCGCCACAGAAGCUAACAAGUUGUGCGAAGAUUUGUUUCAUUUGGCUCGCUACUGUUGUUAGCUGCGGUUCAUUGUCCGUUUAAGACCGCAAAACGUGUACAAUAGAAGUUAACUCACUACAAAAUAUAUAUUAAACAAUAAGUUUUAAAUAAAGAUUUAUUUUUAAAUAAAGAGUUAUUACUAGUGUCAAUAUAAAAGAACGGUGAACAUGUUGAAAAAUUAUUGGCAACUGUCGGUCUUCUUAUUUGUGUCCAUUUUCUGCCUAACACAGGCAAAGCCGCAAGAAGUGGUGUUAUAUGAGGGCGAUGAGUGCGUUACAAACAGUUAUGAUGGCAUCUGUUCGGUGGAGAAGCAAUGCCCGCAUUUAGAGGCCACGAUGACUGGAAAAGGUCUGCUGGCCAGAGAUGUUGGCCACUGCGGCUAUACGGUCUACGAGGAAAUCAUUUGUUGUCCUUCAAACAAACCGGAACGCCCAUUAUACAAUAAAUAUUUCGCCCCCUUGGUUAUUCAACAAUCGAUAACAUUAAUUAUCACCUCGACUGCGUUCAUACAAACGGAGAAAAUCGGCGAUCAAUUGCUAUUCAGCCAGUUCAACAUGACACUACUCAAUUAAUAUUAUAAGCAUAUCUUCUCUAUUAUUAAGUAUAAGACCCGAGGUACAUAUAUACACAAACACAUACAUUUGUACCUACAUAUUUACAUAUUAGCAUGAAUACAUAUUCGUUUGUAAUAUCUCAUAAUAGACUGCAAUAAAUUCAUUGUAAUCCAAAAUAGAAAAUUCCCAUGAAA